Messenger RNA from Toxorhynchites rutilus septentrionalis, 580 nucleotides. RefSeq names its product ATP synthase-coupling factor 6, mitochondrial (gene ATPsynCF6). The record is from RefSeq and is a predicted model, not a curated record. Lineage: Eukaryota; Metazoa; Arthropoda; Insecta; Diptera; Culicidae. The transcript is spliced from 3 exons. The coding region runs from base 139 to 456 and encodes 105 amino acids. Gene Ontology annotation, molecular function: proton transmembrane transporter activity. Gene Ontology annotation, biological process: proton motive force-driven ATP synthesis.
CCUGUGUUCUCUAUUUUGACAUUUGUGUUGACAACACGCAGUUGGUCUCGUUGAAUUCGCAGUAGACUUUUUACUAGCCAAAAGCUAUUCCCCUGUCGUUUUGCAGAGUUUCACUGAGUUUUCAACAAAUUGUUCGAGAUGCUCACGAACCAGCUUCAGCAGGCCGCCCGUAUGUUGGGAGCUCAGGCUCGUCGUAACUACGGUGUGACUGCCGUCGUCAUGUCCAAAGCUACCGACCCGAUCCAGCAGCUCUUUGUCAACAAGCUGCGCGAAUACAAAAGCAAGAGCGCCGAUGGUAAACUGGUGGAUCCAACGCCCGAGAUAGAGCGCGAGCUGAAGCAAGAACUUGAAAAGCUAGCCAAGCAAUACGGUGGCACCGGUGGGGACAUGACCGCUUUCCCGACCUUCAAGUUUGAGGAUCCCAAGAUGGGACCGAUCAACACCAGCAGCAGUUAAAUGAGUUUCUCUAUCAAGCAAAAAAAAACUUCGCAGGAUGAUAAAAUUCGUAUAUAGUUACCACUUUGUGAGUUUGUUUUGAAAGAAAUUCGAAGCGCAAUAAAACGUAAAAAUUGAUCCAGAA